Neoarius graeffei (lesser salmon catfish) is the source of this 921-nucleotide messenger RNA. Its product is annotated as globoside alpha-1,3-N-acetylgalactosaminyltransferase 1-like. Gene Ontology annotation, cellular component: membrane; vesicle; Golgi apparatus. Bases 1 to 921 code for a protein of 306 amino acids. Gene Ontology annotation, biological process: carbohydrate metabolic process. Lineage: Eukaryota; Metazoa; Chordata; Actinopteri; Siluriformes; Ariidae. Gene Ontology annotation, molecular function: hexosyltransferase activity. The transcript has 4 exons. The record is from RefSeq and is a predicted model, not a curated record.
AUGCGAUUUGGACAGAAUUUCUAUGUGUUUUCCCUUAUUCUCACCGGUUCAAUCAUCGGGUUCAUUUACUUCAGCUACACAUCCACGUGGUGCAGUCAGCCAGAUGUUGCCACGAUGACCCCAUGGUUAGCUCCGAUUGUAUGGGAGAAAACAUUUGAUUUGUCAAUGAUUGAUGCCAUCUACAAACGACAGAACAUCACCGUGGCAACCACCGUCUUUGCUCUGGGCAAGUAUGUGCGUUUCCUGAAGGCCUUCCUCGAAUCUGCAGAGCAGCAUUUCAUGGUUGGUUACCGAGUGCAUUAUUACCUGUUUACAGAUCGCCCAAAUGAAGUUCCUGUGGUCACAUUGGGGGAGGGGCAUCAGUUGACUGUGCUAAAAACAGCAAGCUCGGACCGCUGGCAGGAAAUCUCGCUGCGCAGAAUGGAGAUGAUUGAGAAACUCAUUCAAGAGGAACUCAUCAACAAGGUAGACUACAUAUUCAGCCUCGACGUCGACUCUAAAUUCCAUGCUCACUGGGGGGCGGAGUCUCUGGGCGACCUCGUUGGUGCGCUGCACGCCGGGUUUUUCAGAAAGCCUCAGGAUCAGUUCACGUAUGAGCGGCGUCCUGAAUCUCAGGCCUAUAUACCUUUCGGCAAAGGAGACUACUACUACGGAGGGGCUGUGAUCGGAGGUCGCCUUGACAAAGUGCAUAAGCUCGUGAAGACUUGCCACAUUCAACUGGAAGUGGACCGAGCCAAUCACAUCGAAGCGGUAUGGCAGGAAGAGUCUCACCUGAACAAGUACUUCCUGUACAACAAGCCCACCAAGGUACUCUCACCUGAAUACCUGUGGGAUGACAAACAAUGGAAACCCAGCUACAUAAAAGUGGUGCGUUCCUCACACGUGGUCAAGAACUAUGCUGAGGUUCGACCCAACCCUUAA